This is a messenger RNA of Aedes albopictus (Asian tiger mosquito), 6559 nucleotides long. It is a transcript of the gene Dscam3, whose product is annotated as cell adhesion molecule Dscam2. The record is from RefSeq and is a predicted model, not a curated record. Gene Ontology annotation, molecular function: cell-cell adhesion mediator activity. The transcript has 23 exons. NCBI's taxonomy places the organism in Eukaryota, Metazoa, Arthropoda, Insecta, Diptera, Culicidae. Gene Ontology annotation, biological process: axon guidance; homophilic cell-cell adhesion; neuron migration. Bases 851 to 6469 code for a protein of 1872 amino acids. Gene Ontology annotation, cellular component: axon; cell surface; plasma membrane.
AUAUACCACAGGAAGGUAGUAUACAACACAUCACGAGAAAUUGUUUAUGUAUCAUGUAUCAUUCGAAAGGAUUCUUGGCUGGAGGAUAUUAUGCUGUUUGAAAUGUGCAAUGAUAUAGUUGGCGGCAGUAUUUCGUGACGUUCGGUCGUGCGGUUCUCGGUUUGCCUGGCUCUUCUUGGUUUGGCGGUGUGAUGUGCUCUGAGAAUUGAUUCUCUAAUGCUGAUUUAUAUCCUCUUUUGGAUUUGUAGCAACCAACGUUCUGUGCAGUGUGUGUAUCAAACUUCAUCAUUUCAUCAUAGAUGCUGCACUAGCGAAGCAAAAGGAUGAUGUAGUCAACACGCUGCCGGGUUGAGUACGCUUCAGUGCAUGGCGGGAGGAAGUGAGUGAUAUUAGUGGAGUGCCUGUUUGCUCAACACUGUACGAGAUGAGUGUGUCGCUCUGGAACGGCUCAAAUUGAAUGGGGCUUUAUUACCCACUCUUUUGUUUUCCACAUUUGAAUAAGGAUGUAAAGUGAUACAACGACCGUGGUGGCGGUAAAGAUGAGAAAAUAAAAGUGUGAUAAUUUAUAAGCGAAACGACAAGUGUUGUGUACUUGUGGUUGCCACCGGAAUAUGAUGAGUGUUUUGAUACGAUAAGAUAGAAUAUACCUACUCGUAGGAAGCAAAAAUAUUACCGAAUCAAGGAAUACGUUGUGGCAGUAACGUAGAGAAAACCGUUACCAUAAAAGCGGAUAUGGUACAAUCCAUUCAUUCAAUGGAUUAGUUGAGUAUCGAGGAGUUGAGGAAUUGAGGAUUAUUAAAUAAUUAUAUUUAAAAUCUACAGUGGAUAAUAUUUUAAAGAGCCAACAAACAUGAGACUGUUAUUAAUUGUAGGAUUUUAUGCAACUGGAAUUUUUAGUUCUAAAUCAGUCACUCAUGGAUCGACUGGUCGAGAAAUUGUUACUGCAAAUCUACAUAUUCCACAAUUCCUUCAACAACUGCCGUCAAACUUAAUGUUCAGUAACGAUACUGGAAGCUCUCAACUUUCUUGCUCAACAUAUGGCUCAUCGCAAGUGGAAAUAGCGUGGAUUCUGAAAGAUGGAUCUACAGCGACCAAUAUUCAAGGUUUAAGGCAAUCUUUUCCUAAUGGUACUUUAUAUUUCCCACCGUUUCCUGGUCAUUUAUUUCGCACUGAAGUACAUGACACUACCUAUCGAUGUAAAGUAUCGUACCACCAUUUUGUUUUACUUAGCAAAAACGUAAAAGUACGAGCAAUUGUUCGUCAACCAUACGAAAUUUUAAUAGAAAAGACUGAUGUAGUUCUCGGUAGUACAGCAUUUCUUCAAUGCAAUAUUUCGCCACAUGCUCGUGAAUUCGUUCAGGUCUCAGCUUGGUAUCGGGAUAAAGAAAUGCUGAUUCCCGAACGAUCAGAUCUAGGCAUGCGUUACAUUGUGUCAUCCCCAACUGGCGAUUUAUGUAUACGGAAUGUUAACAUUGAUGAUAGACAGAAGCAAUUCUCUUGCGUUUCCACUGAUAUAUUGACGGGAGAAAGAAAAAUAAGCACAUCUGUGUUUUUAUCUAUAAAAGACUAUAUUCCUGAUUCCGCUCCUUUAACAUCUCAAAGAUCAGUAACCGAAAUAACAUCAGAUGUGGGACAAACUGUUCAACUUCCUUGUAACGUACAAGGAAAUCCCCAACCGAUUUUUACAUGGUUUCGAAUUUCUGAUUCAGGUGCACUAUAUACAGUUCCUUCAACGCAACGAAUAAUACCGUCACAGUCAUUGCUAUUCAUACGGAAAACCGACAUCAUGGAUGCAGGAAGAUGGAUAUGCAAGGCGUCUAAUCAAUUUGGAGAACAAAAGCUCCAAAUUCGACUAACAAUCAACUCGGAAUUAUCAGCGCACAUCAAUCCGCAAAUACAAGUGAUCAACACUGGCAGCACAGCAAAAUUUAAUUGCACUAUCGUUGGCUCGGAAAUUGGGAAAAUUGAGUGGUUCCAUAACGGACAGGCUCUGUCCGACAUCGAUCGUAUGGGAAACGAUUUCAAAAGAAUCUCCGUUGCUUCCGGCACUAUUCUUACGAUAGACAAAGUUGAUAAAGAGGAUCGAGGUGUUUACCAGUGCAUUGUAUCUAAUGCUAGAAGUAGUGCGGAAGCAAGUGCUGAACUUAAAAUUGGCGAAACACCUCCGGAGAUUAUAUACAGUUUUGCCGAGCAAAACGUGCAUCCUUCAGCUUUCGUAUCGCUGAAGUGUAUGGCCUCGGGAUCGCCACAUCCUCAGUUCACUUGGAUGCUUGACUACCAGCCAAUACUUUCUUCCGUACAUCGAUACUCAUUCGACCAAUUUAUCGAUGGUAACGGUCACGUAACAACACACUUGAAUAUAACACAUGUAAACGUAGAUGACGGUGGGCUUUAUACCUGCAUUGCUUCAAAUCCCAUGGGAAGUAUAUCCCAGAAAGCACGUCUGAAUGUCUACGGCCCUCCAUAUGUUCGAGCUAUUAGUUCAAUAAAAGCAGUAGCUGGAGAGAGCAAAGAAAUCUUUUGUCCAUUUUCUGGUUAUCCAAUUGAACAUAUUAGAUGGAUGCGUAAUGGAUUGAAUGUUUCAUCGAGUAAGUAUAGCGGAUGGGUGCGUAUAGUUCACCAUUUCAAACAGCUAGCUUUUUUAGAUUCUAGAUUUGCUGUUGCAGAUAUCAACCAUGGUGGAACGUUGAUAAUUCAUCAUGUGGAUCCACUUCAGGACAAAGGAACCUUCACAUGUGUUGUCUCCAGUCCUAAUGGAGAUGAAGCCCGGAGAGAAAUACAGUUGUUGAUAAAUAGCCCACCAGUAAUUGAACCGUUUUCAUUCCCCAAACAAAUUAAAGUCGGUGGUAGAGCUCAACUAACAUGUUCAGUAUCAUCCGGUGACAUACCAAUAUACUUCAGCUGGAAAAAGGACGGAAUGCUCAUUUCACCUGGUUUGCAAGUUACCGAGAUUAAAGAUGAAUUUUUUACUCUGUUGAUAUUGAAAGAAAUUUCUGCAAAGCACAGUGGAAAAUAUACAUGUUUUGCGCUCAACGCUGCAGCUCAAGUGAAUUACACUGCCGAACUGCUGGUUCAUGUUCCCCCAACCUGGAAACGAGAGCCAAAUGACCUGUCUAUAGUUUUAGGAAACACUAUUUCAGUACCUUGUGAGGCAGAUGGAUUCCCACAACCUCGCAUAACAUGGUUAAAAGGCCAAGGCAAGACAUCUGAACAGUUUCAUUCCAUCCCAUCGAAGAAUAAUACUCUUAGUGUGAACUACGCAACUCCUUCAGAUGCUGGUUACUACAUGUGCGAGGCAUCAAAUGGAGUGGGAACAGAUCUCUCCAAAAUCAUUCAUCUGGAUGUGAAUGUUGCAGCUCAUUUUGAUAUACCUGCCAUGAAUAUGUCUUCACGACGGGGUGAUACUGUCACUUUAGAAUGCUUAGCUCUGGGGGAUGACCCUAUUGAUGUAGUAUGGUCGCAUAUGGACUCUCGAAUAGAUUUCAACACGUAUAGGUACAGCAUUGUUCAAAUGAAAGUGGAAAAUGGUGUACGGUCUCAAUUAUCCAUAAGCCAUACGGAACGAUACGAUUCUGGUAAAUACAUUUGUGCAGCUGAUAACUCCUAUGGUUCCAGCGAGCAUGUAAUAUACCUCGCCGUACAGGAAAGGCCUGAUGCACCAUCGGAUUUAGAAGUACUGGAAGUGGGAAGUAGAAGAAUUAGAUUAUCUUGGAAACGGCCUUACGAUGGAAUGUCACCGGUGCUCAGUUACCUUGUUCAGUAUCAACCAUUACGUAUGGUGAAAGAUUAUUUAGGAUCGAAACUGGAUACAUCAUGGGAAAACCAAUCGGUAGUUAACCUAACAUUGUCAAAAAUAAACGAAGUUCAGAAUAUUGAAAGCAGCACGCGCGAUGAGGCAUAUGUUAUAGGACUGCAUCCAGCUACACAGUAUUUAAUGAGAAUGCUGGCGAUUAAUGAGAUUGAGAGUUCAACCUUUACUAAUCCUAUAGUGGUGAAAACACAUGAAGAAGCACCAGCUGAACCUCCUAGUAAUUUAAAAAUAAAACCCGGUGGAAGGGGAGAGCUCAUUGUGACUUGGAAUAUUCCUAACAAAAACUCAUGGAAUGGGGAACUUCUAGGCUAUAUAAUAAGUUGUGUUGAGGAGAAACAAAAUAUCAACUACAUAGAAAAUAACAAUGCAACAAAUUUGACAUUCACUGCAAAUGGUUGGGCUACUACGAAAAUGUCCAUCUCUAGUUUAAAAAAGUUUACCAGAUAUGCUGUAAAAAUACGAACGUUCAACACUAUGUCGGCUGGACCAUGGAGUCCAAUUACUUAUGGUACUACUUUAGAAGAUAUUCCAGAAGCUCCGCCUCAAAAUGUUACCUGCCAAAGCCUAUCCUCUCAAAGCAUUAAAAUCGUCUGGCAGGAGCCACUUCUUCAGUAUCACAACGGCAUAUUGAGAGGAUAUAAAGUGUUGUUUCGGCCACUAGCUAACAAUAAUGAAUUCAUUCUUCCCUACGACAUUAAGAGGACAUCCAAUUUAGAAACAUACUUACAGGCUCUUUUCAAAGCAACGAAUUACUCCAUUCAGGUCCUGAGUUUCACAUUAUCAGGAGAUGGAAUGGCCAGCGCUCCGAUAUACUGUGCCACUGAAGAAGACGUACCUGAUGCACCGUCUGGUAUCAAAGCCCUGACAUUAACUGCCGAUUCAAUUUUAGUUUCUUGGUUGAAGCCACAUCACGCCAAUGGGAUCAUUUCUCAUUAUACUAUUUUCAGCAAAGAAAAUGGCAAAAUUGUACCACCUAAAAGCUACGUUGUGCGUAUAGGUGGAAAAAGUCCGUUGCUUCAAGAAGUGCGAGGAUUAAUAGAAAACCGCAAGUAUGACUUCUGGGUUACAGCAUCCACUUCAAAAGGAGAAGGAGAAGCCACUACUGUGAUAUCACAAACCACCAGUACCAGAGCACCGGCAAAAAUAGCAUCUUUUUCUCAAACAAUCAAAGCGGCCGUUAGAUCCACAAUUUCUUUGGAGUGCAUUGCCGUUGGUAAUCCGACGCCAAGAACACGAUGGAUCACGAACGACCAGCCUGUAACUUUUAGUCCAUACUAUGCAAUUUCCCAAGGAUUUUUAAAAAUUCAUAGUGUGGAAUCCAAUCUCUCCGGAAAUUAUACAUGUUCAGCGAAAAAUCUUUUCGGAGAUGAUGAGAUAUCGUAUACGCUCAUAGUAUUACAAACGCCGAAUAUAACGCUUCUGUCCAAACAAUAUGCUUCUCAUGACAGCAUUGGUAUCAUAUGGGAAAUCGCAAAUGACAGCGGAGCGCCCAUACAGGGCUACAAUCUGUUCUAUAGACCAACAAGCGGAAACUGGAUAAGUAUUCCAAUUUCAUCCGAUCAAAACUCACACAUUUUAAAUGGGCUGAAAUGUGGUUCACAGUAUAUUUUCAAGAUGAAUGCCCAUAACAAAGUUGGUUUAGGACCUUCAACCGAUGAACUUAUUGUUUGGACAAAGGGGAAGGCGCCGCAAAUACCCGAGGAGAAUGAUUUAAUAUCAACUAAUUCUACGUGUCUCAAUUUAAAACUCAGUUCUUGGUAUAAUGGUGGAUGCUCUAUAUCACAUUUUUCCAUCGAGUAUCGUCGAUUGCAUACUCCUUUCUGGACAACAGUUUCUUCUGAUAUAUCAGGGGUAGAACGGGGCAACGAAAACAUUUCAUUCUGUGAUUUCGCACCUGGUACAUGGUAUGAACUAAAGAUUACAUCUAACAAUGAUGCUGGAGAAACAUCGGCACAGUUCAAUUUCGCAACAACUACAUUAGCAGGAGACAAAAUACCGCCACCAGAGUAUCCAACAAUAGCAAUCGACACCGAAGUGAAUACAUCCCAUACGAACGAUGAUUUUCAAUGGAUUCAAACAAGUGUCGCAAUCUUAACCUUGGGUUCGAUGGCAGUCGCAGGGUUUAUUCUAAUUAGAUACAAAAGAAUGUAUUGCUUUGCAAAUACAAGAAACAGCAUAAGUGAGCUAUCUAGCAAUGCAAAUCAGAAGGAUGAAUGCGAAUACGUACGAAACCAGCAAGUGUACAGUUCAUCACCAGUCAAAAUUAUUGACAAGGAAGACAGCUCAGAAAUAUCUCGCGACAGAACACCAUCCUCUAUAGAUUAUUCUCUGCACUUUCGUACAUUUGGGCACCCUGAAAGUGAACUGAAUGCAACUGCAUAUCCUUUACUUGAGUGUACGGGAUUCGGAAAUGCCAAGGAAAAGACGAGCUGGCACAAGAAAACGUAUAGUGCAGGAGAUUCUUCAAUGAACAUGCCCACUAGCUCCGGACAUAAGCAUUCAAGAUACGACGAUAAAUACCACUCAAGAUGUGGGAGUAAAACACCAGCUCCUAGCAACAUGUCGGAGUCGGAUAGCAACAGUCCAGUCAACGAAUUUUCAAGAGCACCUACUUUUAGAAUGCCAGAAAAGUCACCACGAUUUCAAAGUAAUUUAUGAGAAUAAAUGCUGACUAAUCCAUGGAUUAAUCCAAGCAUCACAUUUAAUCACUAUCCGAAAUAAACCCAAACCCCCCACUACGUGUUAUUU